Prunus persica (peach) is the source of this 1568-nucleotide messenger RNA. RefSeq names its product ATP-dependent RNA helicase DEAH12, chloroplastic. The transcript has 2 exons. The record is from RefSeq and is a predicted model, not a curated record. Bases 323 to 1396 code for a protein of 357 amino acids. Gene Ontology annotation, molecular function: ubiquitin protein ligase activity; ubiquitin conjugating enzyme binding; zinc ion binding. Gene Ontology annotation, biological process: ubiquitin-dependent protein catabolic process; positive regulation of proteasomal ubiquitin-dependent protein catabolic process; protein polyubiquitination. Lineage: Eukaryota; Viridiplantae; Streptophyta; Magnoliopsida; Rosales; Rosaceae. Gene Ontology annotation, cellular component: cytoplasm; ubiquitin ligase complex.
AUAAAAAUAGGAAAGUAAAUCCCUUAAUUAACCAAGGAAAUAAAUCUCCUUGAUUAAUUGGGAGACUUACGUCAACAUUAGUUAGUCAGGUAAUUAAAUAAUAUAAGUUGACACCAAACAAUUGACUUGAAUUAUUUACUCAUAUCUAGAGUCUAAUAAGGUUUACCAAUUUACCAAGGAAAGGAUUCUUGACCUAACACCAACAAAAAAUACGGAGACUUAUUUAACCUAUAAUUAAGAGUUCCCACUCACGGUCUGCCUUGAAGAUACGUAUUCUUGGCAUCGACAUCCCAAGAAAUUAAUCAAUUACUAAGAUUGAAUCAUGGAAGGGAAGAAACUUCGACACCAAAGGAAGGUUGUAGGAUUGGCGAUAUUGUUAAUCAAUGACCAACAAGAUGAUAUUAAUCCAAGCACUUUCACAUGUGAUUUCUGCGUUGAGUCAAAGCAUCUGCAAGAGUCAUUCAAGGUGAAGGGUUGCAGCCAUUUUUAUUGCGACCAAUGCAUUGUCAAAUUCGUAGUGUCCAAGCUCCAAGACAAUGUGACAUCCAUUAUGUGCCCUGUGCCAGGCUGCAAGGGCAUGUUAGACCCGGAGCACUGCCGUCCAAUUCUCCCGAACCAAAUUUUCGAUCGGUGGGGCAGUGCCUUGUGUGAAGCUGUGGUUAUGGGGUCUGAGACUGACAAGUACUUGUACUGUCCCUUCAAGGAUUGCUCAGCGUUGUUGGUUUAUGAGAAUGGCACCAAACGGGCUGUGUGUGCAUCAGUGUGUCCUCAUUGCAAGAGAGAGUUGUGCCCUAGUUGUAAGGUUCCUUGGCAUACUGAAUUCGAUUGUGCCCAGUUUCAGAAACUAAAUGAUGAUGAUAUGGUCAAGGUGCUUGCCAGAAAACUGAAGUGGCCGAGGUGUCCAAGUUGCAAAUACUAUAUUCAAAAAUCUUCUGGGUGCAACCGCAUGAUAUGCAGGUGUGGACGUGGGUUCUUAUACAACGAACCCAGCUAUUCCUUUUACGACAGAAUACGUAUAUUCUUGGAAGAAACACCUAUAUUUUUGAACGAAAUACAUAUAUCAUUCUUGAAAGAAACACGUAUAUUUUGGAACAAAAUACGUAUAUCAUUCUUGAAAGAAAUACAAGAAGCACGUAUAUCAUUCUUGAAAGAAACACGUAUAUUCUUGAAAGAAGCACAAGAAGCACGUAUAUCAUUCUUGAAAGACACACGUAUAUUCUUGAAAGAAACACAAGAAGCACGUAUAUCAUUCUUGAAAGAAACACGUAUAUUCUUGAAAGAAACAAGUAUAUCAUUGAAAGAAAUACUUAUAUUCUUGAAAGAAAGACGUAUAUUAUUCUUGAAAGAAAUACAUAUAUUCUUGAAAGAAAUAUGUAUAUUCUUGAAAGGAGAAUAGUAACGAUCCUUCUACUGAUACACUCGAUAGAUAUCUUACUAAAAUUGCUUUCUCUUUUCUUUAAUUAAUGUAAUUAAGGUAGAGCGUCUCCAAUGUAGUAGCAAAUUAAACUCUUUAGAUUAAAGUUUUUGUUGACUUAUGCGACAAUUUGAAAAGAUUUGUUUGUUGCUUU